Messenger RNA from Stegastes partitus (bicolor damselfish), 1088 nucleotides. RefSeq names its product signal recognition particle 9 (gene srp9). The record is from RefSeq and is a predicted model, not a curated record. Gene Ontology annotation, cellular component: signal recognition particle, endoplasmic reticulum targeting. Lineage: Eukaryota; Metazoa; Chordata; Actinopteri; Pomacentridae. Bases 107 to 367 code for a protein of 86 amino acids. Gene Ontology annotation, biological process: SRP-dependent cotranslational protein targeting to membrane; negative regulation of translational elongation. The transcript is spliced from 3 exons. Gene Ontology annotation, molecular function: 7S RNA binding.
CUGAGAGCACGCUGCUGCUGAUGUGGUGUUCUGAGUUAGCUUCAGCCUGAACAGCCGAUUCAAAUACUUUCUUUGGUGAAACAGUAACGCUGCUUUGUUAGAAAUAAUGCCUUACUAUCAGACCUGGGAGGAGUUCGCCCGCGCAGCAGAGAAACUCUAUCUGACAGAUCCAAUGAAGGUCAGAGUGGUUCUAAAAUACAGACACUGCGACGGAAACCUUUGCAUUAAAGUGACCGACAAUGCCGUGUGUUUACAGUACAAGACAGACCAGGCCCAGGACGUGAAGAAAAUUGAGAAGCUCCAUGGAAAACUGAUGAGACUCAUGGUGUCCAAGGAGACGCACAGUGGUGCGAUGGAGACGGACUAAAAUGCUCUAGAAGCACCUGGACUGGUUUCAGUGGACACAGUGGUUGUUGAGAACCAUCAGAGUGCGACGUGGAGACUGAGAGAUGAGUGUUUAUAAAGAGAGAGCGUGGUGAGAUCGAUCUGGCUGCCUACACUGGCUUAAUACUAUCAGAGAGGUGAUAUCUAUAUAUACUGUAUAUAUUUUGUCCUCCCAGGAUUUUGUUUUUUAUGAUACCUUCUUGGUCAUUUAUAAGCCCAUUGUCCUGUUUUUACUUUUUAGGCAUUUUAAUCACAUCCCUGAUAGUAUUAAUACAACACAAGAUCAGUGUAGACUGCUGAGAAACUUAAGGAAACAUAAAGGUGGGAGAAGUGACAGGGCUUGGGAGAAGGUGGGGUGAGACAAAGUGUGCUGCUGUGAAAGCAGCUUUGGCACCUUGAUUUCUUUAGAGGAGCUUGCAUUUAUUUUCAGUUUUGAAGGGGACGAAAAAGACGGGCGAUGAAGACAUUUUCUUUCUGUCUAUGUAGCUACGUUGAAUUCAGUUUCAGCAGUUGGUUUCAUUUUGGUUUCCCUCAUGGAUUCGUGCCACAUGAAUGAGGCAGGACCUUCUCAUUUCAAAACAAUGGUGUGGAGGAGCCCACGACUUCUAAUGUAGAAAUCCACCACACUUCCAAAUGCCUUUUCAUCCACUGAAAGUAAUUGCAUUACAUGUUCAAUAAAUGUUUAUUUACCCUGAUACAGAAAA